Molecule: messenger RNA, 1278 nt
Organism: Scatophagus argus
Lineage: Eukaryota; Metazoa; Chordata; Actinopteri; Scatophagidae
Product: THO complex subunit 4-like
Exons: 6
Coding region: 130-879 (249 amino acids)
Biological process (GO): mRNA export from nucleus
Cellular component (GO): nucleus
Molecular function (GO): mRNA binding
Source: RefSeq, a predicted model, not a curated record
GCGCAGCUACGCAUUUCCGCUAGUUUCAACGUCACCGCGCCACCUGAGAGAGAAGCUCAUAAACAAUCGCGUCUCAACUCUAAAAGUUCUUUGUUCAUUUUUAGCGUUAGCUACAAGCCAAGCUCCACGAUGGUCGAUAAGAUGAAUAUGUCUCUGGACGACAUCAUCAAGCUCAAUAAGAAGGGAAGCAGCGGCCGCGGUGAGGGAUCGUCGAGGCCGGGUGGAAUUUCAGGUCGGGCCGGUGGAUCGUCGAGGCCGGCGCGGAAUCGACAGAAUAACUUCAACCGUGAGAGAAACAACAGACCCACACCAUACACCAGGCCCAGGGAGUUACCGGACAAAUGGCAGCAUGACAUGUUUGAGGAGCACACUGGUGGACACAGAGGACAGAGUGCAGGAGCAGAAACCAGCAGCUCGCCACUGGGAAAGCUGCUGGUUUCUAAUCUGGACUUUGGUGUCUCUGACUCUGAUAUCAAGGAGUUGUUUGCAGAGUUUGGAACAAUAAAGAAAGCUUCUAUACACUACGACCGGUCUGGUCGCAGUAAAGGAACUGCUGAUAUCCACUUUGAAAAUAAGGCAGAUGCACUCAAAGCCAUGAAGCACUAUAAUGGUGUUCCACUUGAUGGCCGCCCCAUGAAAAUCCAAGAAGUGACCUCAGAGGUUGAUGCACAGAAUAGACAAUCUACACAAAGAGGCUUUGACCGGAGCAGGCUUGGACAGCCAAAGUUUGAAAGGAGUGAAAGGACUGGCAGGACACAAGGUGGUACCAGUAGAAGCUUCAGAGGCCGGGGAAGAGAAAGUAGACCCCAGCUUUCUGCUGAGGAGCUGGAUGCCCAGUUGGAUGCUUACAAUGCCAAGUUUCAGAUGGACACCAGUUAAAGUGCUCAGAGAGGAUGCUACUCCUUCUUUUUAGUCUGAAUUGGUUGAAUGCAAUGGAUUGGAUCUUAUUACGCUCAUGUUUUGAAGCCAUUUUAUUGUAAGGACCAUGAUUAUCUGUUGAUUAUAAUAUUUCUCAGUAUUUUUGUAGCCAUGUUUUCUGGGGCAGUUUUAUGUUCUGAGGAUUUUUCUCUUAGACCACCAGCUCCAGUGUUCUUUUCCAAAUGUGUGGACAAUUUCUUUGAACUUUGAACAGGAUUGUUAUUUUUUUUUUAAUCACAUUGUUUGCAAGACUGUUUAAUUUUAAAACUGUAAAAUGUAGUAGUUAUAGAGUUGCCUUUUGGCACUGUGUACAUGGACAUAUUUCAAAGAGUUUUGUACAUAAAGAAUUAUAUAGAUUCA